This is a messenger RNA of Etheostoma cragini (Arkansas darter), 3542 nucleotides long. RefSeq names its product ubiquitin carboxyl-terminal hydrolase 37-like. The record is from RefSeq and is a predicted model, not a curated record. Lineage: Eukaryota; Metazoa; Chordata; Actinopteri; Perciformes; Percidae. The coding region runs from base 104 to 2968 and encodes 954 amino acids. The transcript has 25 exons. Gene Ontology annotation, molecular function: cysteine-type deubiquitinase activity; cysteine-type endopeptidase activity. Gene Ontology annotation, biological process: G1/S transition of mitotic cell cycle; protein deubiquitination. Gene Ontology annotation, cellular component: nucleus; cytosol.
CAUUCACACCCUGACCUUAGGUAUCGCAGCCUGAUAGAGAAGGGCUUUCCAAAUAUUAAUAAAGAAGACUUGUUAUUUAGAGAAAGGUCAAUUACCUGUGAAGAUGUUUUGCGGACUUUGCAGACGAAAGGAGAUUGAAUCUGAAGAUGAUGAGGAAGUUGGAGACAAGCAGUUCUCCAGCCCACAGAGGAGAGUCAUUGUUCAGGAGGACAACACUGUUUCAGCUCUUCCUGAGGCUCCGAAGAAAAAAGCCAAGGAGGCUUCCUGGCGUAGGUUGUUCCAUCGUAAGAAGAAAACCAAGCAGCAGACUGCCGUAAAGGAAGAUGUGUCAGAAGCCACGAACCUGCCUUCUUCUGCCACAGAAAAGACUGUCAACACCACCGAGGAACCCGCAGCAGAAGCUGAUGUGCAGGAAGCUUUAGCCAUCCCCGACACUCCACUCCCAGCUGCAGCUGAGGGUGAGGUGAAGAAUACGGAUGUGGCAGAAAUUCCCGAACUGCCCUCUUCUGCCACAGAAAAGAGUGUCAACACCACCGAGGAGCCUGGAGAAGAAGCUGUCCAGGAAGAUGUACCUGCCCCUGACACUCCAGUCCCAGCUGCCGCUGAGGAUGAAGAUCUGGCAGCUUCUUCCUCAGAAACAAUUGUCAACACCACCGAGGAGUCCGAGGGAGAAGCUGAUGUCCAGGAAGCUUCAGCCAUUGCUGACACUUCAGUCUCAGCUGCAGCUGAGAAUGAGGUGAAGGUACAAGAUGAGGCAGAAAGCCCAGAACUGCCCUCUUCUGCCACAGAAAACAGUGUCAACACCACCGAGGAGCCUGGAGAAGAAGCUGUCCAGGAAGAUGUACCUGCCCCUGACACUCCAGUCCCAGCUACAGCUGAGGAUGAAGAUCUGGCAGCUUCUUCCUCAGAAACAAUUGUCAACACCACCGAGGAGUCCGAGGGAGAAGCUGAUGUCCAGGAAGCUUCAGCCAUCGCUGACACUUCAGUCCCAUCUGCAGCUGAGAAUGAGGUGAAGGUUCAGGAUGAGGCAGAAAGCCCAGAACUGCCCUCUUCUGCCACAGAAAACAGUGUCAACACCACCGAGGAGCCUGGAGAAGAAGCUGUCCAGGAAGAUGUACCUGCCCCUGACACUCCAGUCCCAGCUGCCGCUGAGGAUGAAGAUCUGGCUGCUUCUUCUUCAGAAACAAUUGUCAACACCACCGAGGAGUCCGAGGGAGAAGCUGAUGUCCCGGAAGCUUCAGCCAUCGCUGACACUUCAGUCUCAGCUGAAGCUGAGAAUGAGAUGAAGGUUCAAGAUGAGGCAGAAAGCCCAGAACUGCCCUCUUCUGCCACAGAAAACAGCGUCAACACCACCGAGGAGUCCGAGGGAGAAGCUGAUGUCCAGGAAGCUUCAGCCAUCGCUGACACUUCAGUCCCAGCUGCAGCUGAGAAUGAGGUGAAGGUUCAAGAUGAGGCAGAAAGCCCAGAACUGCCCUCUUCUGCCACAGAAAACAGUGUCAACACCACCGAGGAGCCUGGAGAAGAAGCUGUCCAGGAAGAUGUACCUGCCCCUGACACUCCAGUCCCAGCUGCAGCUGAGGAUGAACAUCUGGCAGCUUCUUCCUCAGAAACAAUUGUCAACACCACCGAGGAGUCAGAGGGAGAAGCUGAUGUCCCGGAAGCUUCAGCCAUCGCUGACACUUCAGUCUCAGCUGCAGCUGAGAAUGAGGUGAAGGUACAAGAUGAGGCAGAAAGCCCAGAACUGCCCUCUUCUGCCACAGAAAACAGUGUCAGCACCACCAAGGAGCCAGAGGAGGCUUCACCCACCCAUGACACUGGAAAAACAACAGCUGGAAAGAAGAAAGUAAAGGCGCAUCAUUGGCUCAUAUUUUGGCAAAAGAAACAGAAGGUUCAGUGUCCCACCUCUCCAAGAGUUUAUGGUGGGAGACUAAAGGUCAAACCCAUCAUCGACGAUCUGAGCACGAAUGUAGGCAGAAAAAUUCGAAACAUCAUCAAAGGAAAGCUGCCCAAAGAUGAGCUUGUUGCCCUAGGAUUCCCCAACCUGGCGCGGACAUGCUACAUGAACUCCAUUCUGCAAGGCCUCCUGACGAUUACCGAUUUCAUUCAGGAUAUCUGCAACCAGGAGAGUGUGUGGAGUUCUCUCCCCAACUCGGAGCUCCUCAGAGGAUUUGUAAAAAUCAAACUCUCCAGGUGCACUAGGAGCAAGGCAGUGAAAAAACAAGCACUGACUGCCUUUAAAAGGACUGUUGCUGAGUUCAACUCAGAGUUUGAGGAUGACAGACAGAAAGACGCCCAUGAGUUCCUCAGCUGUGUUCUGAAUCAGCUGAGGUGUGUGUCCGCCGACCUGCAGGCAGAAGCAUUUAAAAAGGGCUGCAGUUACACCUGCCCUGUUGAUGCUAACAUCACCUUCCAGAUGUUGAGCACCAGGACCUGCAAUGGAUGUGGUAUGCAGUCUACCCGCAAGGAGGACUACAUCAACCUGUCACUGGACCUGGUGCCUGGAGGCACAGUUAGCCAGUGUCUGCAGGAUUACUUAAAAGAGAAUCAGCUGGAGUAUCAAUGUGAGUGUGGUGCUGAGACGUCAUCGCAGCAGGGGUCAUUUUUGACACUGCCAAAUGCACUGAUCAUCCAGCUGAAGAGGUUUAAUUACACCGAAUGCCUAGAUCUGGAGAUCAAGAUCAACAGCCACAUCACUUUAUCAAGACAGCUAGUGCUGAAUACUGAGUCCAGCGCCAGUGAACAGACACCGUCUUGCUACUCCUUAAUGAGCAUCGUCAGCCAUUUGGGUUCCUCAGCUCACUUUGGCCAUUACAUCUGUGACGGAGCUCACGGGGAUGAGAAACCGCAGGACAUGUCUGACAACUGGCUAACAUACAAUGACAAGGACGUCCGUGAGACAACCAGCACUUUUGUUUGUCACCUGCGGCAGCAAACAGCAUACCUGCUGUUCUACAUGAAACAUCAGUAGAAGAGCAGAAGAGGAGAGGACCGGAGAAGAAGACGAGAGGACAGAAGAAGAAAAAGGGGCAGGAGAAGAAGAGCUUUCGGUUUUCAAAGUCCCUUCAUUGGACCAUUUUCAAAUAAGAUCCAUAAUCAAAGAAAUUCAACAUACAUAAAACAAGACAAAGAAAACAAACUUGAAAAAUUUGAAACCAAAUGUUAUCAAUACAAACUUUGUGCUUUUUCCUAUCAGCAACGGGACGAGAGGAGAGGACAGGAGGAGAAGAGGAGAAGAGGAGAGAAGAGCCCAACACCCGCGGACCAGCCAGCGAAUUCGGAUGUGCUCGGCCUACGACAUCGGCUUGGGGUCCUGCGUUUACACAUGAUUUGAAAAAAACCUGCCUAAAUUAGUGAAAUUGAAACACUUUAUCCACACUCUUGCCACAGCAUGCCGUGACAGCAUGUUGUGGCAAGAAUGUGUGGCUAAAGCAUUUCCCAAUGCCAUCGCUGUAAUAGUACUGUCUGACGUACAGUCAGGUAAAUUGUGUUAAUAGGAUACGGCAUCUGUAAAACGCAGGACCCCGAGCCGAUCUGACAGACCG